AAAACGUCAGCGGAAGGCCAGACUGUUCCUCUACAUCAUGAGGGGCUUCGUUCUCUAGACCAAGAUAUCCAGACGCAGGUAUACACCAGGUUUUCACGCGACGCGGGUUCCUGCGGUGAGGGGCUGCAGAUAUGGCUCCGAGCAAAGAAUCGGCGCCCAAGCAGCUCGAUUUCGAAACACAUCUCGCGGUGAAGCAGACCGCGCCGGAUGUCUUCACAAACGUCCAUGAGCCAUGGGUGUUUCACAUCACGAGUACAUAUCCGGGCCCGUUGAUGAUGGCCCAGGCCGCAGCGGCCGCGUGGAAGACAGUCCCCGAUGGAUUCAUGCUGGACUCGCUGCAGACGCACUUCAUGCUGGCACCCAGCCCGCAAAGGCCGCUGACGUACAAAGUGCAGCGGAUAGGCAACGGCCGACGAUUCGCGGUGCGGAUCGUGAACAUCGCCCAGGAUGAAAAGAUCUGCGUUACCAUCACCACGAGUUUCGUCAACGAUGCGCCCUGGUCGGGGCGAGCCAUGACGCACGCGGUGCCGAUGAGGGUUGAUAGACGCAAGCGGGAGAUCACUCUGGAUGAUUUCGAAAUGGGCCGUACGAAGCGAGGACCGUUUAUGAAGUUCGAGAGACUGCCGCAUGUGCACCAAGACCCGAAGAAUCCGGCCACCACGAUAGCCCCGAUAGUUGCACAGAUCGCUCCGGCCAUCUCGUCGCCGAGAGGCACCGCUGCUCACGUUCUCGGUGUCGUCCACGUAUCCGACUACCACGUCAUGGACUGUCCGCUGUCCAUCCACGGCGUCCCGCACGGGUCCUGGAGAAUCGGAGACCAAACCAAGACACCGCUGCCAUCCGCCAUGAAAAUCAUGACCAGUCUCAACCAUACGAUCCACUUCCAUACCCACGAUGGCUUCCGGGCUGACGAGCUGAUGUAUAUCGAGGUUACAUCCCCGUGGGCGAAGGACGGGAGGGCGAUGAUCAACUCGAGGAUUUUCAGCAAGCAGGGUCUGCUGAUUGCGACUGUCAUCCAGGAGGCUUUCUAUGUCUUCAAAGAGGACGCUGGUGCUAAACUCUGAGGAAGGACAUUGCAACAAAGACCCAGGGUGGAGGAAGGGGAUAGAUGAUAUAACAAGUUCCGAAACAUAUUUCUGCAGAUUUAGAAGCGUGUCAGUACUGCCCCCAGACAAGAGGUCUUAUGAGAGGGAGAUCUGAUGUGUCCACUAUGGUAUUGAGUAAAGAGGGGACAGGUUAAGGAGA
Cladophialophora immunda is the source of this 1245-nucleotide messenger RNA. Its product is annotated as acyl-CoA thioesterase II. The record is from RefSeq and is a predicted model, not a curated record. Gene Ontology annotation, cellular component: peroxisomal matrix. Bases 132 to 1064 code for a protein of 310 amino acids. NCBI's taxonomy places the organism in Eukaryota, Fungi, Ascomycota, Eurotiomycetes, Chaetothyriales, Herpotrichiellaceae. Gene Ontology annotation, molecular function: fatty acyl-CoA hydrolase activity. The transcript is spliced from 4 exons. Gene Ontology annotation, biological process: acyl-CoA metabolic process; fatty acid catabolic process.